Molecule: messenger RNA, 3453 nt
Organism: Peronospora matthiolae
Lineage: Eukaryota; Oomycota; Peronosporomycetes; Peronosporales; Peronosporaceae
Source: the annotation of a GenBank genome assembly
AUGGCGCAAAGUGUGACCUGCUACAAGUGUGGCUGCCUCAACUUCAGCUCCAGGCACAACGUGUGCGACAACUGCCGGUCCAAGAUGAUGGCGUCCAGUCACAACGUGCUGCAUCUCGCAAGCGAAUCGACUGGUUCCAGUAGUGCCUCGAGAAUCAAGUCAAGUGCAGUUCCCGCGCGCUCAUUGGGUAGAAAACGAAGACUCGACGAGAUCCUAUUGGCUGCAAAAGCAGGACCCGGCAACUAUCGCCUGCCCGUAAAAAGUGCUUUUUAUAAAAAGCAGCAGCAGUCGCCUGACGUUAUUGACUUGAUCUCCGACGACGACGAGGAAGAACUGGCCAGUGAUGGACAUUCUAACAGCAAGAAACAGAAGAAGAAAACGGCGAUUACAACAGUCGAUGACCGAGUAGAAUUAGCAAGUGCGACGCUGUUCCAGAGUCGCGUGUUCCCGGUUGUGACGUUCGUGAGUAGCCACUUCCCUUCAAUUGAAGACGGAGCUCUAUUGAGGAAGCAAGCGACAGAGACGCUGUGUGCGGGAUCUGAGCCAAGUGGUGAGACAGUGGUCGCCAUUGAACCGCCAACAAGUUGCCAAAUGCCGGCUCUGCGGGCGACAUUGGCGACACCUGUGUCAACUUUGGAAGAACUCCCGGAAGCAAGCUCUUCGCCCAUGGCAGUUGUAGACCCGAGACCUCAGCCAAUUGUGGACUCAGAUCCAGAGCCGGUUGCAGUUGUGAACUCGAGACCUUUGUCAGUUGCAGCUGGAGAGUUCACACUUCAGUCAAUUCCAGUUGUGGAGCCGAGCCCUCAGCCAAUUAAUGCUGGGAAAUCUCAGUCAAUUCCAGUUGUGGAGCUGAGGCCUCAGCCGAUUCAUGUUGUGGAGCCACAACCUCAGUCGAUUCCAGCUGUGGACCCGAAGCCUCAGCCAAUAACAGUCGUGGACUCAAAAUCCUCGCCAGUUGCAAUCGCGGACCCGAAACCUUUUCCGGUCGCAUUUGAAAAGCGGCAACAGAAAGCGCAGCAAUCGACGACGACAGUCGAGACGGUGUUGAAACAAAGUGACGAUUUGGAUGUGACGAAAACAAAUGGUACCGUGAAGCUUGAGACUGAUGUUGGCACCGUGUGUACACAAGAAAAGCAGAAUGUCCAAGCUGAGAGAAAACUAGAAGACUCGUUGUUCCGGUCUCGUGUUUUCGAAUCUAUUGAAUUUCGAGCAACAGAUUUUGUGACUACGGCACAAGUGUUGGCGACGGCGAGACGAAGUCAUUUGCCGAAUUUGAAAUCCGCGGCAUCGGUAAUAGCGUCUGUGGAAACAACUGUAUUAACGGAAGAUGGGUAUCGUCAUGCAGAUGAUUUGAUAGGACCGGUAGAAGAGGCAAAGGUCGCAUCGCCGACAGCUGCGUCUGUCGCCGUCGGCACAAGUACGACAGUUGCUUGCGCGGCAGGCUCAGCAAAGAUUAUGAGCUCGGAUAGUGUUGUACCCCCGCUGGUGUCGUCUACGACUCCUGUGGUUACAAUAUCUCUAGAAUUGUCGAGCGCGUCUCCAAGUUCAGGUGGGUCCCACCCUGUCGCGAAUUCGACCGCGUCGUUAGUACCAGGGGCAGCAUUGCCACCUGCUGCUCUGAAGCCAGCAGUAAAGGAACCCACCCGGGAGGUGGCAGUUCCGCCAGUGAAUUCGUCGUCGUCACGAAGUCACGAAGGAUACACGCCAAGCGCAGCUGUGCAAUCUGUAGCGCCGGCAACGAAACCUCUUCCAUCGGCUGCCGAAGUAAACAUGAAGCCAGCAAUAUCCGCAUCGUCGACUUCGGAGUCAACGUUGGCAGUCGAAUGUGGAGCAAAAGUAAUACCGCUAGUGUCAGCUACACCACGGGCCAGUGUUGACGUAGCUACGAAGGCGGCUCCUGCGUCAAUGACACGUUCCGAACGGACUCAAGCAACUGACAACGCAAACGUGCUGUUACCUCAAGAGAAGGGUCCUGAAGAUAGUCGUCGAUUUACUGGUGAGCAAUGUGAUCAACAGGCAUCGCUUGAUGGGACAAAUGAUAUCCCAGGUGCAGAUGACGAGCUUUGUCGUAAAGCCUGUGCAGCACCACCUCAAAUGGCUCAAGUGGAUCCCCCUGUCUUGGGAUACUGCAGUCCAGAGUUCUUGGAAUUCAUGCGUGAGUGUGGAAACGCUGGUUUCGAUGAAGAAGGCGACCCUAACGACGUAAAUCGCUUACAGCUAAAGCUGCUGGAUGUCGUGGACCUCACAAGUUUAAGCAGCUCAGAAAAUGGUGAUGCAAUUUCGCCUUCGUCGACUCCGCGUGUCGGAGGGCUUAGUGGGCACAAUCAACGACUGUGUCCGUCAAAUAACGAGACAGUCAAAAAAGUGGGCCUCAGUUUGGCUGACGAAGCCGUAAAUGUGUCAGGACAACGAACUUGGUACAUUCCGACGCUGGAGAGUGAGCGGAAACGGACUCAGCCAGAGAAGGUUAUGUGCGAGUUGUGUGAGGAGGACGGAAUCGCGUCUAGACUAGUUCGCUGCCCGAAGUGCGCAAAAUAUUAUCACAAGAAAUGUGCGGAGGAAAACGGCGACGAAAGCAUUUGCUGGAACUGCGAGCUUGGUUCGAUGAUCGACGAUAGUGAGCUGGACGAAGAACAUGCCAAACACAAUAGUGAAUACUUGGCGUAUCUAAAGGCAAUCCGUUGUUCUUCAGAUGGUGCUGACGCUGAAGACGAGUGGGUUUCUGAGGACGAGGACCAAGAAGGUGACGAAGUAAUGACAGAGGUGAAGGCUGGAAUGGCAGCUGUAGCAGAAAGUGGAGAAGACAGCAAUGCUGUCAUCGGAAUGCAAGUCGCGAGUGCGGGGCGAAGAUGGAAGGAGUUUAUUGGAGAUGCUACCGCUGACGUUGACGAUUCUUACCUCGAGAUCACGAAACGUAUUACGGAGGAACUUCGUGACAACGAGAAGAAGUGUAUAUACUCACGGGGUUUCGUGUCACGGGAAGAAUUCGAAGCACAGAUGCAUGAGGUUGAGGAGUAUUACAUUAUGGAGGAAGCACGGCUGCAGCAGCUGGAACGGGAAAGAGCGCUCGAAACCAAGAAGAUGGCUGAAGCUGCGAUAGAGCAGGCAGAAGCGGAGCGGACGAUAAAUGGUAGCCAAUGUGCUGGCAAUAACGCUGCUGGUGACGACCAAGCCAUGGCGUCGGAAAUAUCUGUACAAGGUUGUAAUGUUUCCACCGGCGACAUCCUUCCUAUUGCCGCAACUGCCAGCCAAAUUUCACCGAGUGUCGCUCCAGGAUUGUCGAAAGACACCGCAGCGAACCACUCAACUUCGGUCCACCUUUCUGUACCCGUUGCGGCACAAACGACAGUUUCUGCACCGCUUGUACCAGCUGCUACUUGUGCAGCAGCAUCCGAGGUGAUGGGUAGUGGAUUACCGGUGGUCCUUGGACAACCGCCAUCGACGCCCUUGUAA